UGCUUAGAGACAUUAAGAGAGUAAACUCGGGCAUUGCCUCUACUAAACAAUAUAUAUAUAUAUACAUAUAUUGUAUUUUAUACUCUUAAUAUCUCUGUGGGAUCACAGCAUUGCUGCUCCGUUGCCGCUCCGCCAAGGUUGUACAGAAGCCAGUUUUUAAAAAAAAAAGACGUCAUCAUGGUGCUUAUGAUACUACCGUUCAUCGGUGCGGUCUCUGUGUCUGAGAGUCUGGUUGCCAUGGCAACGGUGUGUGUGGUCUACCUGAUCUUCAAGUUUUUCCACACCGAGAUCCCGGAGGGGCUCCGCCGGCUGCCCGGGCCGAAGCCCCUGCCCAUCAUCGGGAACGUGCUGGAGGUGGGCAGCAGGCCCUACCUGAGCCUCACCGCCAUGAGCAAGCGCUACGGCAACAUCUUCCAGAUCCAGAUCGGCAUGCGCCCCGUGGUCGUGCUGAGCGGCAGCGACACGCUGCGCCAGGCCCUCGUCAAGCAAGGGGACGACUUCGCCGGCCGGCCCGACCUGUACAGCUUCAGGCUCAUCAACGACGGCAAGAGCCUGGCCUUCAGCACGGACCGGGCCGGCGUGUGGCGCGCGCGCAGAAAGCUGGCCUACAGCGCGCUGCGCUCCUUCGCCACCCUGGAGGGCACGACCCCGGAGUACUCGUGCAUGCUGGAGGAGCACGUCUGCAAGGAGGGCGACUACCUGAUCAAGCAGCUCAACACCGUCAUGGCGGCCGACGGCAGCUUCGACCCCUUCCGCCACAUCGUGGUCUCCGUCGCCAACGUGAUCUGCGGCAUGUGCUUCGGUCGCCGCUACAACCACGACGACCAGGAGCUGCUGAGCCUGGUGAACCUCAGCGACGAGUUCAGCCAGAUGGUGGGGAGCGGCAACCCCGCGGACUUCAUCCCGGCUCUCCGGUUCCUGCCCAACACCAUGCUAAAGAAGUUCAAGAAAAUCAACGCGCUCUUCAGCACGUUCGUGCAGAAGAUCGUCAGCGAGCACUAUGCCACCUAUGACAAGGGCCACAUUCGUGACAUCACCGACUCCCUCAUUGAUCACUGCGAGGACCGGAAGCUGGAUGAGAACUCCAACGUCCAGAUGUCAGAUGAGAAGAUUGUGGGAAUUGUCAAUGACCUGUUUGGAGCUGGUUUUGACACCAUCUCCACUACCCUGUCUUGGGCAGUGAUGUACUUGGUGGCUUACCCAGAGAUACAAGAGAGGCUUUAUCAAGAGCUGAAGGACAAAGUGGGUCUGGAUCGCACUCCCCUUCUCUCCGACAAACCCAACCUGCCUUUUCUGGAGGCCUUCAUCCUUGAGCUCCUUCGCCAUUCUUCGUUUCUGCCCUUCACCAUCCCUCACUGCACAACAAGAGACACGUCUCUGAAUGGCUACUUCAUUCCCAAAGACACCUGCGUCUUCAUAAAUCAGUGGCAGGUCAACCAAGAUCCAGAGCUGUGGAAAGACCCGUCCACCUUCAACCCAGACCGUUUCCUGAGCGCCGACGGCGCCACGGUCAACAAGCUGGAGGGGGAGCGGGUGAUGGCCUUCGGCAUGGGGAAGAGGCGAUGCAUCGGCGAGGUCAUCGCGCGGAACGAGGUGUACCUCUUCCUGGCUAUCAUCAUCCAGAAGCUGCACUUCCUCGCGAUGCCCGGAGAGCUGCUUGACAUGACCCCAGAAUACGGCCUCACGAUGAAGCACAAGCGCUGCCACCUGAAAGCGACGAUGCGAGCGAGGAGUGAGCAGUGAAGGCAUUUACAAUAUGUGUGACUCAAUAUAUUGUCUCCAAACACUGUAUGCAGGUCACCGUCAUCAUAUCGGUCAGUGAAAGAAGCAUCUUUCUCUGUAUACAAGGCACCGGAUACUAAAUUCGAUCUACUGAGGGGAUUGAAGCAGAUGUGUGAAAUGUGCUUAUUGCAGAUUGUCAGAGAUGUCUGUGUUUGUGUGAUCUUUGUAAAGUUUUUUGGGGGUUCUCUGCGAGAUAUUCCUGCACAUGGUUGGUGCUUCUCAGUGAAGUAUAAGGAGAUACCUGCUUCUCCUGUGUUUUGGGACUAAAACUGCUCCCGUUAAGAAGUUGUAAAACACUCAGAGACUAAGUUGCCUACUUUGGGACACACCGGAUGAGCAUUCCUGUUGCAGUUGUUUUCCUUUGUGACGUGGAAUUCUGAACUGAGCAGAUAUUACAUGAUAAUGAUACAAUUUACACUUGUAAGCAAAUUAUUAUUUUUUGGACUCCAUUAUAAUGUGGAUUUAAGACACUGACGCUAUAUUUGUAUCCCAAAAUGUGAUUUUGUAUGUAUAUCAAGUUAUUUUGUAUUUUAUAAUGUUUCUUUAUGUGCCUAGUGUUUGUUUUGAGGUGAAAUAGUUUUGCUGUGCAUCUAUUUGAAAUAUCAGGACACCAAAAGAGUUCCAGUGAUUUAUUUUUGGAACAUACUCGUAGGCGAUACAAUUUUGUAUUUUGUAUCUCUAAUGUAUUGAUGAUUGUAUAGCAUUUAAGGACAUGUGAUCCUUUAAUCAGCCACACAAAUAAACUAUGUUGUAAUUAUAA
Molecule: messenger RNA, 2542 nt
Organism: Cyclopterus lumpus (lumpfish)
Lineage: Eukaryota; Metazoa; Chordata; Actinopteri; Perciformes; Cyclopteridae
Gene: cyp1a
Product: cytochrome P450 1A1
Exons: 7
Coding region: 178-1743 (521 amino acids)
Biological process (GO): hormone biosynthetic process; progesterone metabolic process
Molecular function (GO): iron ion binding; heme binding; steroid 17-alpha-monooxygenase activity
Source: RefSeq, a predicted model, not a curated record